Messenger RNA from Galendromus occidentalis (western predatory mite), 415 nucleotides. RefSeq lists its product as uncharacterized. The record is from RefSeq and is a predicted model, not a curated record. The transcript is spliced from 2 exons. The coding region runs from base 37 to 363 and encodes 108 amino acids. NCBI's taxonomy places the organism in Eukaryota, Metazoa, Arthropoda, Arachnida, Mesostigmata, Phytoseiidae.
AGCAGUGUCGUUCCGACUGGAAAAAUCACUUGCAACAUGGCCGGUCCACGUCUCGCCAUUUUGACGCUCUUCGGAGUUGCUUUCCUCGGCUGCUCCGUCUCGGCGACCAUCCUAAUCCAGGGGAAGCACACCGACAACACCUGCACCAUUCGUGGCGACUGGAAAUACAUCAAGACAAUCGAUGAGACGAUCACAGAGGUUUUCCCCGAGAUAAACAACAGGGAUUCGUAUACCUUGGUCGAUAUCCGUAAAUCGCCAGUGGAAGUCCUGGAUCUCUUCACUCGCUACAACUACAAGGUGGCCAGCGCGAAUACUCUGAAUCAGGAUACCAUUUGGACGCUCCAAAAACGACGAGAAAAGUAGGAAUCUUGCAAAUAAACCGCGUCUGAGGCUCCCCAGCGGGAUUUUUCCCAGA